This is a messenger RNA of Salarias fasciatus (jewelled blenny), 408 nucleotides long. RefSeq names its product immediate early response 3 interacting protein 1 (gene ier3ip1). Gene Ontology annotation, cellular component: COPII-coated ER to Golgi transport vesicle; Golgi membrane; endoplasmic reticulum membrane. Lineage: Eukaryota; Metazoa; Chordata; Actinopteri; Blenniiformes; Blenniidae. The coding region runs from base 68 to 316 and encodes 82 amino acids. The transcript is spliced from 3 exons. Gene Ontology annotation, biological process: endoplasmic reticulum to Golgi vesicle-mediated transport. The record is from RefSeq and is a predicted model, not a curated record.
CGACCUCUGCUGCCGCUUUACGGCAGUCGAAGAAGAAGAAAGCAGAAGAAGAAGAAGAAGUGCCAGCAUGGCGUUCACUCUCUACUCCCUCAUCCAAACUGCGAUUUUAUGCACCAAUGCCGUCGCUGUGCUGCACGAGGAGAGGUUUCUGAGUAAGAUCGGCUGGGGUGUGGAUCAGGGAGUUGGAGGUUUUGGGGAUGAUCCUGGAGUCAAAGCUCAGAUCCUCAAUCUGGUCCGUUCAGUCCGGACCGUCAUGAGAGUGCCUUUAAUAAUAGUGAAUUCAGCCUGCAUUGUCCUGCUGCUGCUGUUUGGUUGACAGCCACACACACACACACACACACACACACACACACGCACACACACACACACACACACACAGGUUCGUAUUUCUAUCCUUGUGGGGACCUU